ACACAGUUGCUGACUUUAUGACUGCAACAAUGAAAAAUCAGACAGUGACCUAUGCAGAACUGAACCUUGUAAAGGUCUCAAAAAAACAGCAAAGGAAGCCAAAGAACUCUGAAAGUUCCAUUUUGGUACCUGAACAGGAGAUAAUCUAUGCAGACUUAAAUCUUCACACUGCUUCUCAGGCUCUUCAAGGAAAGGACAAGCAUUACCUGUGCAAAGGUUUGUCAUUUCCUCUGGAAAAACUCCUUGCUGGGAUCUUGGGAUUCCUCUGUGUUGCCAUGAUAAGCACAAUGAUUGCUGUUAAACCUCGCAAUACAACAUCAGAUGAGACUAAUUCCUCCCCACAAGCAGACACCAGUAAAAAAAAGUGUAAUCAUUGUCCAAAGGGUUGGGUUACAUAUUCCAACAAUUGCUAUUAUAAUACUCAUGAAAAGAAAACAUGGAAUGAGAGUGUGAAGGACUGUGCUUCUAAGAACUCUAGUUUGCUUUCCAUUGACAAUGAAGAAGAAGUGACAUUUUUGAGUUCCAUAUCAACUCUUUCAUGGAUUAAUGUCUUCCGGGAAGGCAGUGAUCAGCCCUGGAGGUCAAGAAAUGGCUCAACUUUCAAACUCGAAAUAAAAGGGCAGACAUCUGGUAAAGAUUGUGCUGUGUUAUUCUCAUCAGGUCUCAAAGCAGAUAACUGUGUAUCUCUCCAAAUAUAUAACUGCAAGAAAAAGCUUAACCAAGAGAAGAUGGAUAACCAAAUAGUCACCUAUGCUGAAUUAAAUACAGCUAAAAACUCUGAGAAGCAGCAAUUGAAUCCCAAAGGCACUAAAGGACUAACUUCAGCACCUUGUUAUGAAAUAACUUAUGUAGAAUUAUGUUUUCAAAAUGCUUCUCAGGAUCUUAAAGAAUAUGGCAAGCAUUGCCAAUGCAAAGAGGAAUGGUUUGCAUAUUCCGGCAAUUGCUACUACUAUAGUAGUGAGCCAAAACCCUGGAAGGAGAGUGUGAUGGUCUGUGCUUCUAACAACUCUAACCUACUUUCUAUAGAUAAUAAAGAAGAGAUGGACUUCCUAAGAUCUAUAGCAAUUGUAUCAUGGAUUGGAGUUCCUGAUGAAAGCAGUGUUCAUCCAUGGAUACCAAUAGAUGGCUCAAUAUCCAAACCAACAGCUGGUCCCUCACAGCACACAGCAGCAGAGAUGAGUGAUCAAAGGCAAAAUCACCCAGAAAGGGAUCUGGACUCAAGAGGGCAGCAAAUGAAAGGUUUACCAUUCCCUCCAGGGAAGGUGAUGGCCGAGGUUCUAGGAAUCAUCUGUUUUGUCUUGUUGUCCACUAUAGUAAAAGUCACAGUCCUUAUUUCUUAUACUGUGGAAGCAGAGCAGAGUAAUUCUUCCCCAAAAGCUUGGAAUCAGAAAGAAAAGUAUAAUCAUUGUCCAAAGGGUUGGGUUACAUAUUCCAACAAUUGCUAUUACAAUACUCAUGAAAUGAACACGUGGAAUGAGAGUGUGAAGGAUUGUGCUUCUAAAAACUCUAGUCUGCUUUACAUCGAUAAUAAAGAAGAAGUGACAUUUUUGAGUUCCAUAUCUGUUGUUUCAUGGAUUGAUGUCUUUCGGGAAGGCAGUGAUCAGCCCUGGAGGUCAAGAAACGGCUCAACUUUCAAACUCGAGUAA
This is a messenger RNA of Erinaceus europaeus (western European hedgehog), 1646 nucleotides long. RefSeq lists its product as uncharacterized. Gene Ontology annotation, biological process: positive regulation of natural killer cell mediated cytotoxicity; stimulatory C-type lectin receptor signaling pathway. NCBI's taxonomy places the organism in Eukaryota, Metazoa, Chordata, Mammalia, Eulipotyphla, Erinaceidae. The transcript is spliced from 15 exons. Bases 18 to 1646 code for a protein of 542 amino acids. The record is from RefSeq and is a predicted model, not a curated record.